This is a messenger RNA of Rhizophagus irregularis DAOM 181602=DAOM 197198, 216 nucleotides long. RefSeq lists its product as uncharacterized. The record is from RefSeq and is a predicted model, not a curated record. Lineage: Eukaryota; Fungi; Glomeromycota; Glomeromycetes; Glomerales; Glomeraceae.
AUGGACCAACCAUCAGUCACUUAUUCCAUUAAUGACACCGAUAACUCAUCAUCAUAUCGUAAACGACGAAUCCAACGACAACUAAGAAGCAAUACAUUUAGAUUAAAUCCUAUUAUUAGACAAAUUAGACAAUUACCAACACAAAACAUAAAUAACAUUAAUUCAUUCGAAAACCAAUUCUUUAAUGGAGCUAUUCCUACCAUUCGCGCGCUUUAG